GUUCACGUUUCCGGUAACUGUUUAGUAUCUGCAAGCUGUUUAAAUGUAUUCGAAUGGUUGAUGAUUCAUCGCUACAAACGUUCCAGUGGCAUUACGAUACCACUACAGUAUCCCUUGGUGGACAGCGGGUCCGGUUAGAAUCGGGAUGUGAGGAUACGCAGCGCGUGUAUUGUUGAUGUGCAGUUACGUAACAGCCCAAUGAGCGUGGCCGCGCGCACGUGGUCAGCCCGCUCCAACAGGCCACACAUUGAAUGAAACUCAGCGCGUAACAGGAAAACUGCGGAUAGCCUUCAUAAGGGGACUACCUCAGAGUUUUACAUGUCAUGACAGUACAUGUGUCCAGUUUGGAAAUUGUAGUCUACGACAGAACAUCCUUGUUAUCAAAAUUUAGGGAAAAGGUAAAAUGAGAAGUUGUAACCUUGUUCAAAAACUUCCGCAUAAAUACAUACAUCACGACAGCGCAACAGUGCCGGGGGGUUGGUGUUGAUGGUUAAUGAUGUUGAAUGUUGAUAUUGCGGUUUCAUACAGCAGGAAUUUAUGUUGCAUGUACAAAAUGCUCAAAUAUUCCGCCCAUACAAUUUUCCUCUCUGAUCCCUGUGGCGGUGCGCGCUCAUGCCCCCGAUCCCUGCGGCGCCCGGAUGUUCGCUCUGCUCGCUCUCAGGACAACAUGGUCGCUUGACGGAGCAAGACGUGUUCACGAGCGUGCUGGAAUCUCUGUGCAUUCUCACCGCGAUCGCGAGGUUAAACCAGCUGACGGCUGAGCAGAGCAGAGCUGUGUGCCUAUCUUAGACACGGAGCUUCUUGGGUUAGGGGUCCUGAGGAUUGCUUAGUGGAGAACUGAAGGAUGGACUGCCACCUCUAUCCUGCUGCUCCUGCUCAGACGCAAGUCCGAUUGAUCAGUUAGCACUGCGCAUCUGCGCUAAUCUCAGCGCCAGUUAGCGCCCGCUCAGAGACACAUAUCUCCGCUUUAGUUAGCGCCAUCCAUCUGCGCUGACUUCAGCUGAACUUCAGCUGAAGUUUGCCUGUUUGCUCCGACCACUAGCCACUGCUCUAGUUAGUGCCUAGUGCUUAGCAUCUACGCUAAUCACAGCUCCAGAUUGGGGGUCUGUGUGGAAACGUCUCUGCUCAAACGCCCCCCCCUUCGGUUCCAGCCUCGGGCUCUGAGCCGAAGAGCCCCUCCAUCUCACCUCUGCCUUAAUUUUUUUUAUUUUGGAUUGUACACGCAACAAACGCCACCAUGCUGGAUGAAUAUCUGUGGAUGGUGAUCGUGGGGUUCAUCAUCGCCUUCGUCUUGGCCUUCUCCGUGGGGGCGAACGACGUGGCCAACUCGUUUGGCACGGCGGUGGGCUCCGGCGUGGUGACCCUGCGGCAGGCCUGCAUCCUGGCCUCCAUCUUUGAGACGCUGGGCUCCAUGCUGCUGGGCGCCAAGGUGGGCGAGACCAUCCGCAAGGGCAUCAUCGACGUCAACCUGUACAAUGAGACCGUGCCCGUGCUCAUGGCGGGCGAGGUCAGCGCCAUGGUUGGGUCGGCGGCAUGGCAGUUGAUCGCCUCUUUCCUGAAGCUUCCCAUCUCAGGAACGCACUGCAUUGUGGGAGCCACAAUCGGCUUCUCGUUGGUUGCUAUUGGCACCAGGGGUGUGCAGUGGAUGCAGCUGGUGAAGAUCGUGUCCUCCUGGUUCAUCUCCCCUCUGCUGUCCGGUCUCAUGUCUGGGCUCCUCUUCUUCAUCAUCAGGCACUUCAUCCUCAACAAGGAUGACCCCAUGCCCAAUGGCUUGAGGGCCCUUCCCGUCUUUUAUGCAACCACCAUCGGAAUCAACACCUUCUCCAUCAUGUACACUGGAGCUCCAUUGUUAGGACUGGAACUGAUGCCAGUAUGGCAGAUCGGUUUGAUAACUCUGGCAGGAUCAAUAGUAUGUGCCGGGGUGGUGUGGUUCCUAGUGUGUCCGUGGAUGAGGAGAAAAAUUGCCAGUGAGUAUAACGCACGUGAGCACCUGUCUCGCAUCUCUGAUGAGAGCCUGGAUAAGAUCCCGGAGGAGGAGAGGGUCCCUGUGUUUAAGGAGCUGCCAGGGGCCAAAGAGCCCGACGAAUCAGCGCUACCCCUCACAGGGCCCAUUACGCCAGAGCCCGUCGGCCUCGCCAACGGCGCCGCCCCUCUCCCCAACGGCCGCUUCUACGGCCGCACCCACUCCAUGACCAAUGGCUGCCUGAAGUCCCCGUUGGCCAAUGGCAGCUUCAGCUUCGAUCACAUGCGAAGCGACGGCCAGGUGUACCACACGGUGCACAAGGACUCGGGGCUGUACAAGGACCUCCUGCACAAGAUCCACCUGGGGAAGCUGGAGGACGAGCGCAGCUCGCGGGUCGACAACAACUACCGGCUCCUGCGCCGCAACAACAGCUACACCUGCUACACGGCGGCCAUCUGCGGCAUGCCCAUGCAGCCGCUGCGGGCCGAGACCACGUCCGCGGAGGACAGCGAGAAGCUGGUGGGCGACAGCGUCCUGUACUCCAAGAAGCGCGUGCGCUACGACAGCUACUCCAGCUACUGCAACGCCGUGGCGGAGGCGGAGAUCGAGGCUGAGGAGGGCGACGUGGACGUGAAGCUGGCGUCGGAGAAGAUGGGCACACCGCCCCCCGGUGGCCUGGAGGACUGUCCUGAGGAGGAGAAGGACGAGAAGGACAAGCCUCAGGUGUUCCUGCUCUUCCACUUCCUGCAGAUCCUGACUGCCUGCUUUGGAUCUUUCGCACAUGGAGGCAAUGAUGUCAGCAAUGCCAUUGGCCCCCUGGUGGCGCUGUGGAUGAUCUAUGAGCAGGAAGGGGUGAUGCAGGAUGCCGCCACACCCAUCUGGCUGCUGUUCUACGGGGGUGUGGGCAUCUGUGCCGGCCUGUGGGUAUGGGGGCGGCGUGUGAUCCAGACCAUGGGCAAAGACCUCACCCCAAUUACUCCCUCCAGUGGAUUCACUAUAGAGUUGGCCUCUGCACUCACUGUUGUGCUCGCUUCCAAUAUUGGAAUUCCUGUCAGUACCACCCACUGCAAGGUGGGCUCUGUGGUGGCUGUGGGCUGGCUGCGCUCCAAGAAGGCGGUGGACUGGCGGCUCUUCAGGAAUAUCUUCCUGGCGUGGUUCGUGACGGUGCCAGUGGCCGGCCUGUUCAGUGCGGCUGUUAUGGCUCUGUUCGUCUACGGCAUCCUGCCCUACGUCUGAGAAGGAGAAGGAAGGAAGGAACGAGCGCGUGA
This is a messenger RNA of Clupea harengus (Atlantic herring), 3231 nucleotides long. It is a transcript of the gene slc20a2, whose product is annotated as solute carrier family 20 member 2. Gene Ontology annotation, molecular function: phosphate transmembrane transporter activity. The record is from RefSeq and is a predicted model, not a curated record. Gene Ontology annotation, cellular component: membrane. Gene Ontology annotation, biological process: phosphate ion transmembrane transport. NCBI's taxonomy places the organism in Eukaryota, Metazoa, Chordata, Actinopteri, Clupeiformes, Clupeidae.